AUGAAUGAUCAACGGGCAGAAAUAGACCAGUGUAAAACUUUCAUGACAUUAACCAGCACCCUAGAAAAAAGUGUUGAAAGAUUUGAGAGAAAAAUCCUCCGCACGAUAACCGGAGCGAUCUGUGAUCAGAGUACUGACACAUGGAGAAGAAAGACAAAUAAAGAACUGCUUACAGAAACUGGUCAAUCAAUAUCCCAUGAUAUAGGGGGCUCAGCCAGCGAGGACCAUUGUGCCGGGGGCGGUGGCGCGGGACCGGUCGUGGUCACCGCCGAUAACCGCCCGCCCGCCCCCACACACCUCCCUCUCGAUAAUAUAGAAAUGGCCACUCUGUAUUCCGCUCUUCCACCUUCCUCCCCGCCCGAUUGGUCAUUAGCUCACUUCGCUCUUCCUCCUCGGUCUAGCUGUAGUUUUUUGGAAGGUCAAAUAGUUGCUGUCCGGACUAUAGCCACCCUAUUCUCCAAUCCGACCAUCGUGCCACAAAUUAAUAGACCACCUCCUACAGACCAACCAAUAGCUGAUUGGCUGUUAAUAAACUUACCCACUGGCAUUGGUAAUCUCCGCGCCAUCGCUCCACCGUGGCUAACCCACCAGGACAUACCACCUUCCGACAGGUUUGCAGGCGGUCAGGCAUGGCUCCCGGUCGAUAAAUGCAAGCAAUUGUUUUCAUUAGGUAGCAAUAGAGAUAAGAAGCAUUCAGAGUUCACAGCCAAAGAAAAAUAA
Molecule: messenger RNA, 720 nt
Organism: Nezara viridula (southern green stink bug)
Lineage: Eukaryota; Metazoa; Arthropoda; Insecta; Hemiptera; Pentatomidae
Source: the annotation of a GenBank genome assembly